AUGUCAAAAGCAGUGGGUAUAGAUUUGGGUACUACCUACUCCUGUGUUGCGCAUUUUGCAAAUGACCGUGUCGAGAUUAUUGCCAACGAUCAAGGUAAUAGAACUACUCCUUCAUAUGUGGCCUUCACAGACACAGAAAGGUUGAUUGGAGAUGCGGCAAAGAACCAAGCUGCAAUCAACCCACACAAUACUGUUUUCGAUGCAAAAAGAUUGAUCGGAAGAAAAUUUAAUGAUCAAGAAGUAAUAAACGACGCAAAGCAUUUCCCUUUUAAAAUUAUAGAUAAAGAAGGGAAACCUGCCAUUCAAGUCCAAUUCAAAGGUGAAACUAAAACAUUCACCCCUGAAGAAAUUUCAUCAAUGGUAUUAACUAAAAUGAAAGAAACAGCAGAAGGUUUCUUGGGGGCAAAAGUAAACGACGCCGUCGUCACUGUCCCCGCUUAUUUCAAUGAUUCUCAAAGACAAGCUACAAAAGAUGCAGGUACCAUUGCAGGUUUGAACGUCUUGAGAAUUAUUAAUGAACCUACCGCGGCUGCAAUUGCUUACGGUUUAGAUAAAAAGGGAAGAACUGAACAUAACGUUCUAAUCUUCGACUUGGGUGGCGGUACCUUCGACGUUUCCUUGUUGUCAAUCGACGAAGGGGUUUUCGAAGUAAAGGCAACUGCUGGUGAUACCCACUUGGGUGGUGAAGACUUCGACAAUAGAUUGGUAAACCAUCUAGCCGACGAAUUUAAAAGGAAAAAUAAAAAAGACUUGACCUCAAAUCAAAGAGCUUUACGUAGACUACGUACCGCAGCUGAAAGAGCUAAAAGAGCACUUUCCUCCUCAGCUCAAACUUCAAUUGAAAUAGACUCUCUUUUUGAAGGUGUAGAUUUUUAUACCUCCAUUACAAGAGCAAGAUUCGAAGAAUUAUGCGCAGAUAUGUUCAGAUCAACGCUGGAUCCAGUCGAAAGAGUAUUGGCAGAUUCAAAGUUAGACAAAUCCCAGAUAGAUGAAAUCGUGCUAGUAGGCGGCUCUACAAGAAUCCCUAAAAUUCAAAAACUAGUCUCCGACUUCUUUAAUGGCAAACAGCCAAACAAGUCAAUUAAUCCAGAUGAAGCAGUUGCUUAUGGUGCUGCUGUACAAGCUGCUAUCUUAACUGGUGAUACUUCUUCAAAGACUCAAGACCUGCUAUUGUUGGACGUCGCUCCAUUGUCUUUGGGUAUUGAAACUGCAGGUGGUAUCAUGACAAAGCUGAUCCCAAGAAAUUCUACUAUUCCAAUUAAAAAAUCUGAAACCUUCUCUACCUAUGCAGAUAAUCAACCUGGGGUUCUAAUUCAAGUGUUCGAAGGUGAAAGAACAAGGACAAAGGAUAAUAACUUGCUAGGGAAAUUUGACUUAACAGGUAUCCCUCCAGCACCAAGAGGUGUCCCACAAAUAGAAGUUACCUUCGACAUUGAUGCAAAUGGUAUCCUAAACGUCUCUGCUAUUGAAAAAGGUACCGGUAAAUCAAAUAAAAUUACAAUCACAAAUGACAAGGGUAGAUUAUCAAAAGAAGAUAUUGAUAGAAUGGUGUCAGAUGCAGAAAAAUUCAAAGCUGAAGACGAUGCAGAGGCUGACCGUGUGCAAGCAAAAAAUCAAUUGGAAUCAUAUGCUUUCUCUUUGAAAAAUGCAAUUGCAGAAUCCUCAUUUAAAGAAAAAGUUGGUGAUGAAGAUGCUUCGAAAUUGGACUCCAUUGCUACUGAAGUUAUAUCUUGGUUAGAUGCAUCUCAAGCAGCUUCCACUGAUGAAUAUAAAGAAAGGCAAAAGGAAUUAGAGAGUGUAGCAAAUCCAAUAAUGUCCAAGUUCUAUGGAGCUGGUGGAGCUGGUGCUGGUGGUCCAGGUGGUGGUAUGCCAGGCGGACCUGGUGCUGGCGCUGGCGCCGGCGCCGGUUCAGAAGGACCAACCGUAGAAGAAGUCGACUGA
Molecule: messenger RNA, 1941 nt
Organism: Vanderwaltozyma polyspora DSM 70294
Lineage: Eukaryota; Fungi; Ascomycota; Saccharomycetes; Saccharomycetales; Saccharomycetaceae
Exons: 1
Coding region: 1-1941 (646 amino acids)
Biological process (GO): vesicle-mediated transport; cellular response to unfolded protein; protein refolding
Cellular component (GO): nucleus; cytoplasm; cytosol
Molecular function (GO): ATP hydrolysis activity; misfolded protein binding; ATP-dependent protein folding chaperone
Source: RefSeq, a predicted model, not a curated record